This is a messenger RNA of Phalacrocorax carbo (great cormorant), 2184 nucleotides long. Lineage: Eukaryota; Metazoa; Chordata; Aves; Suliformes; Phalacrocoracidae. The record is from RefSeq and is a predicted model, not a curated record.
UUAACGUAUCCAUUAGAGGCUAGAAGCUGCAGAAGCAAAGGACAGAGACAAAUUACGUCAAGAAAUAGUUCCUGGACUACCUUCCACAAUUACCUUCCACCUUCCUCAGCACCAGGGCAAAUCUCCCCCCCCCCAGCCCGCGGGCAGAGCAUCCCCCGGCUGAGGACCGGCCGAGCCUCCCUCCUCCCCAUCUCCGCCCCCAUUUCCAUCAGUUUUAGGAAAAGCCGGAUGGCGUUAUUAAAAAAAAAAAAAAAAAAGAAGGGAAAAAAAAAAAAGAAAAAAAAAAGACCUGCGGAUUGAUCCACGCUAUAUUUUUGGGUAAAUACAAUCACGUGAGGGCGGGCAGCCAAUGGCACACUGGGAAAGGCUGAAAAAAUAAUUACCUGCCCUGAUUGUUCUAUGAGAAGAUAAAAAGUACACAUACAGUUCAUACAAUAAUCUUAUGAAUGUAAAAGAGGGGGGAACCAUGUCGGCUUCUGGCCCCAUAAGCAACUACUAUGUUGACUCCUUGAUAAGCCACGAGAACGAAGAGCUCUUGGCCUCCAGGUUCCCCAGCUCUGCCUCCCACCCGGCUGCUGCCCGACCGUCAGGAUUAGUCCCGGACUGUGCCGACUUUCCGUCCUGCAGUUUCGCCCCCAAGCCGGCCGUUUUUACCACCUCCUGGGCUCCCGUCCACUCCCAAUCCUCCGUGGGCUACCACCCCUACGCCCCCCAGGCACCCGUGGGGGCCGAGCCCAGGUACAUGCGGACUUGGCUGGAGCCCCUCGCCGGGGCCGUCUCCUUCCCGGCCUUCGCCCCCGGUGCUCGCCCCUACGGCCUGAAGCCCGACGCCUUCCCCGGGCGGCGGGGGGAGUGCGGCCCCGCCGACGGCCGCGGCUACGCGGACUACAUGUACGCGGCUCCGGGGGAGCUGAGAGACAGAGCAGCGCAGACAAUUCCUUCCCCGGAGUCCGAAGCCAUCGCUUCCAGCAAACACAAAGAAGAAAAGCACGAAUUAGACCCUAACAAUCCCGUCGCAAAUUGGAUUCAUGCGCGCUCCACGAGGAAGAAAAGAUGUCCUUACACAAAGUAUCAGACCCUGGAACUGGAAAAAGAGUUUUUAUUCAAUAUGUACCUUACACGGGACCGGAGGUACGAAGUAGCCAGAGUCCUUAAUCUCACUGAACGCCAAGUCAAAAUCUGGUUUCAGAACAGGCGAAUGAAAAUGAAGAAAAUGAAUAAAGAAAAAACCGAUAAAGAACAGCAAUAAAGUUGGCAAAGUCCAGUCAAUGAGAAACGAGGGUGGAGAGAAAAAAAAAAAAGAAAAAAAAGAGGAAAAAAAAAAAAGAGGCUGUUUUUGGGGGUUGAAAUGUUUCUGACUUUGAAUGUGCGGAUGAAUGUUUAGCAUUAGAGGCAAACACAGCAAGCGUUUUGGGACACGAGUCUUUUCUAAAAUGCAACUAAAUAAAAGAAAGAUGUUUGGGGGGUUUGUUUUCUCUUCCUUUCUUCUUCCUUGUUUUUUUUUUUUUUUUUUUGUUAUAUUUUGUCCUCCUCGGAAAACAAACACAAGAAGUACUUGAAUUUUUAAAUUUUUUUUUUAGUAUUUUAUUUCAUAAAUUAAACUUAUCCAGUAUUUUUAUUUUUUAAUUCCGCGAGCUCGUGAGUGAAUAUUUUGUACAAAAGAGAGGAAAAAGAGACACACACAAAAAAAAAAAAGGAAAAAAAAAAAAGACUGAAGGGAAUAUGGCUCAAUGAUGUUCUGUCAUGGUGUUGAACGUUUCUGCUGUACUUAUUUGUGUAUUUUAUUCUCGUCUCAGAACCGUUCUGUAAUAUUGUUAUGUUCGCUAUUGUAGAGCAGCUCUAUGUAAAUAUACCUAACGUCACGGGAAAGAAAAAAAAAAAACAAGAAAAAUCAAGAAAAAAAAAUCCACAAAACCUUCAGUAUUUAGGUGUCUUUUUUAUUUCAAGCCCUUUGCAGAGGAGCAGCCCCGGGCUUUGCCAGGCGGUGCCGGUGCCGGUGCCUCGGCGGGGCGGACCCGAGCAUCCCCCGCAGCCGAGAGGGGAGCGGAGAUUUCUGCUUCCUUCCCCAGCACUUCCCUAUUCCACAGUACCGUAAUAAAAAUUUAAAAAAAAAAAAAAAAGGCGCUGAGGUAAGGGUUAUAUGUGCCAUCAAUUUUUAGAUUGGGAUAAUUAAUUGUACUAAUU